CACUCCUCAUGCUGUCAUCCCCUGCCAUCUCCAGAACGAUUAUUAUACCAAACAUCAUACAAAAACCCUUCUAAAAGUUCAUAUCCCCCACUUCCCCAAAAAACAAAAAAAGCCUUCAAUAUUUUCAACCAUGCUUCCAGGUGAGCUCACUGGAAUCCACUAUCUAGCACAUGAAAACCAGAUUUCAAUUCCUGCCAACUUUGGCAUGAUUCAGAACAGCAUACCAAAUCUCCAUUUCAAUAGCUUCUUAACCAACUUACCGAAUACCCACGCCGGCGGUCCUCCGGUCACCGGACACGAAUUCGGUCGUACAAGUGCUAAUAAUACUCCACAAUCCUCUAGUCUCAGCAACAACUCAACCUCAGAUGAAGCAGAAGAACAGCAGCUGAGAAUCAUCGAUGAAAGGAGGCAGAGGAGGAUGAUAUCCAACAGAGAAUCGGCUCGAAGGUCGAGGAUGAGGAAACAGAAACACCUUGAUGAGCUUUGGUCUCAGGUGGUUAGGCUUCGGACAGAGAACCAUAGUCUCAUCGACAAGUUGAAUCAUGUAUCCGAGUGCCAUGACAAAGUUGUCCAAGAGAAUGCUCGGCUCAAAGAAGAAGCCUCUGAUCUUCGUCAAAUGCUCACUGACUUGCAAAUUGGUAGUCCUUAUACUACUACUCUCAGAGAUCUUGAAGAUCUCCCCUGCAACACAGCUCAUCUUAGAGCUGAAUCUUCAAACCAAUCCAUCACUAAUUCGGUAGAUUUGCUUCAUUGAGGAUUAGGGUGGUUCUUGUUCUUGUUCUUCAUCCAUAUUAGCUACUCUGUUUUUUUUUUUUUUUUUUUUUUUUUUUUCCUUCUUCUCUUUAUAUAUAUAUAUAUAUAUAUAAUGUUCUGGUUGUCAAAAAUCAUGCUUUUUUUGUGCCAUAUGAGAUUAUCAGAAAUGCGAUGAAUAAUUUCUUUU
Messenger RNA from Ziziphus jujuba (common jujube), 940 nucleotides. RefSeq names its product basic leucine zipper 43. Gene Ontology annotation, biological process: regulation of DNA-templated transcription. Lineage: Eukaryota; Viridiplantae; Streptophyta; Magnoliopsida; Rosales; Rhamnaceae. Bases 131 to 754 code for a protein of 207 amino acids. Gene Ontology annotation, molecular function: DNA-binding transcription factor activity. The transcript has a single exon. The record is from RefSeq and is a predicted model, not a curated record.